This is a messenger RNA of Gymnogyps californianus (California condor), 2143 nucleotides long. It is a transcript of the gene KITLG, whose product is annotated as KIT ligand. The record is from RefSeq and is a predicted model, not a curated record. The transcript has 10 exons. The coding region runs from base 43 to 903 and encodes 286 amino acids. Lineage: Eukaryota; Metazoa; Chordata; Aves; Accipitriformes; Cathartidae. Gene Ontology annotation, cellular component: plasma membrane. Gene Ontology annotation, biological process: cell adhesion; positive regulation of cell population proliferation. Gene Ontology annotation, molecular function: stem cell factor receptor binding; cytokine activity.
GCACACGGCCGGCUGGGCUGGACUGCAGCGCUGCCGUUCCUUAUGAAGAAGGCACAAACUUGGAUUAUCACUUGCUUUUGUCUUCAACUACUCCUACUUAAUCCUCUUGUCAAAGCCCAGAGUUCCUGCGGGAAUCCAGUAACAGAUGAUGUGAAUGACAUUGCAAAAUUGGUUGGAAAUCUCCCAAAUGAUUAUAUGAUAACCCUUAAAUAUGUCCCGAAGAUGGAUAGUCUGCCUAAUCACUGUUGGUUGCAUUUGAUGGUACCUGAAUUUUCAAGAAGUCUACACAAUCUUCUCCAGAAAUUUUCAGAUAUUUCAGAUAUGUCUGAUGUUUUAAGCAACUAUUCAAUCAUCAAUAAUCUCACAAGGAUAAUUAAUGAUCUUAUGGCAUGCCUAGCUUUUGAUAAAAAUAAGGAUUUUGUAAAAGAAAAUGGUCACCUUUAUGAAGAAGGUCGCUUCAUUCCUGAGGAUUUUUUUAGGCACUUUAAUAGUACCAUUGAGGUCUACAAGGAGUUUGCAGACACAUUGGACAAGAAUGACUGCAUUCUGCCUUCGACAGUAGAAACACCAGAGAAUGAUUCCAGAGUCGCUGUCACAAAAACAUUUUUGUUUCCUCCCGUUGCUGCCAGCUCCCUUAGGAAUGACAGCAUUGGCAGUAACACUAGCAGUAACACAGAAGAGGCACUUGGCUUCAUUAGCAGCUCCAGCCUGCAAGGGAUCAGCAUAGCACUGACAUCAUUGCUGUCUCUUCUUAUUGGCUUUAUUUUGGGAGCCAUAUACUGGAAGAAAACACAUCCCAAAUCCAGAGCAGAAAGUGAUGAAACUACACAGUGUCAGGAAUGUCAAGAGGAAAAUGAGAUAAGUAUGUUGCAGCAAAAAGAAAAGGAACAUCUACAAGUGUAGCUGUUGCUUUUUCUCCCUCAACACUGUUACUGCUUUGUGUACUGACAGGUAACAGUUCCAUGUUCGCUUCAUAAAUGAAGCAGCUUUAAGCACAUUCAUAUUCCUUCUGGAGUGACAGACUGAGUCUGCAUCUGUUGUUGCUGCCCAUGACUCUGUAGACAUGAUAAAGAAAUGAGGACAAUUUGUGUUUGUUACUGUGAAACCAACACUGAAUUGAACAACGACAAGAAGAGUGUGCACUUAGCAGGACUGUAUCUUAUGUGAAUAUCUACCUUGUGUGGCAUUUGGGGAUUUUUAAUUGCAUUAAUACUUGCAGCUGACUCUGGCAAGCAAAGUACAUGUCCUGAACAAAAAGCAUCUUUCAAAUGCCUCCAACUAUGUGUAACCAUUAAAAGUCAUAAAUACCCUUGCAUCCUUAAUUUAAGUUCUGUGUCCUCUACCUUACCUUGGUGUCUUCAGAUGGAGUUCUCUGAACUGACAGAAAAUGCAGAAAUGGAUACAGAUAACAUACUCUUCAAUAUUGUAUAUAAAACUUGAAAACAAAGUCAUGCCAUGGACCCGUGUUCUAGCCUUUUACUUAUAAGGAGCUGUGUUUAUGCCUGGCAAAGGUCGUGUGUACAGCAACGUGUGGUUUCUGUCGGGUGCCAGGUGGCUGGUUGCCCACCCCAGAAAACCUCAAGAAUUCAUCAGCAUUGGUGGUCUCUGCUCAGGAGAAGCAAAUAUUGGAUGAAGACAAAGUAAACAGGGGGUGAAUGUACCUCACCGAGCUUCGAAGCAUUAAGAGUAACUGCUGGUUAUGUGAACUCUGAUGAAAUUUCCAGCCAUGCCAAGGGAAGGGAAAGUAAAGAGUCUGAAUUGCGUUCAAACAUCAGAACAAAGACAAACCCAUGAAAUGCGUUUUAAAUGCUGAAGAUGCAUGCCAUUGAUACCUUGUCCUUAAAUGUAUAGCAUAGAAAAUCUGAAACAUCCUGAGAUUGUAUUUAGCUUUUACUUACAUCAGCUGUAAUUAAUGUUUGCAUUGUGUUUUAAGUGAUUAGUAAGCUUUAAUAUCCUGGCAUUCUCCACUCUUAAAGUUAAUUCUCUCAAAACAAAAGAGAAAGGCUUUGUUUCCCAUUUGUCUUCUGCAUCUAUUGCUGUUAUAGCAUCCACGGAAUCUGUACAGGACUGAUGUACAGACAUGCAUUUUCAAGUAAAUCCUAAAAAUACCAUGGUAAACGUUACAAGUGUAGUUGUGCAUCUU